AUCAGGGCUCUUGGGUGACUGAGGCCUGCCAAACGUUCUAACAGACACUUUCCAUUUAUCCUGUUGUGCCUUUUUGUGCCCAGGCUAAGCCUGUUUGCAGGAAUACAUUAAGUGGAAUAUCAGUUUGGGACCCUAGUUGAUGGAAAGUGAGCACCUUUCUUAUUGCAAGAUCACUGGAAAUACUGUUGGACCUUCUUUGGUUAGACCCACUGAAAGUGUUUCGUGAUGGCCAGUGAAGAAGAGUAUGAUGAUGAGUAUGAGGAAGAGUUUUAUGAGGAGUAUUCGACAGGCCCCACUACCAUGACCUCCUACACCUCACACCAGUCUCAAGUCGGAGAGGCCGGACAUGAGGACAUUCCUGUUCGCAAGGGCAGGAGAAAGGCCACACUGGACACCUCUAAAUUCAUGACCCCUUACCUGGCACACAGCCAGAAGAUGCUUGACCAGUACAGCCACAACAAGUAUAGAGAGGAAUAUGAGAAGUCUAAGGGGCAACCCUACAACAUUUCAAGUGACACACUUGAGAUGAUCCGCAUCAAGAAGGCCCAGGAGCAGCUCAGCGAGGUGAAAUACCGUAUGGAGGGACUGAAGGCUAAGACCGCCAGCCUCUACGAUGGCGAAGCUCGUGAAGUUGCACACGUGAAGCAUGUCUCUGAACUCAUCAGCAAGGUUUUGUACAGACAGAAAUGGGAUGAGACCAAGGAUAGGUACUUACUUCCCCCCGACGCUCCUGAACUUGUUUUAGCUGUGAAGAAUGCUGCUAAUUACAGCAAGAAAUUAUACACAGAGGCUUGGGACGAGGACAAGACCAUGUUCUACCCGUACAGCGACAGCCCGGAACUUCGCCGAGUGGCCAAGGCGCAGGAGGCGCUCAGUGAUAUCAAAUACAAGAAGGGUCAUGAUCAGCGCAAGGCCAAGUAUACCCCCCUGGCGGAGCCCCCAGAAAUGGAACUGGCCAAGAAAAACUUUGCCAAUCGUAGCAACAUCAAGUAUCAUGAGGACUACAACAAGAAUGUCAAGGGCCAGUGGUGUGAAACCCCUUACUUUGACGUUGCAGUUGGAAAGAUGGUCAUGGAUAAUUUAAGUGAAAAAAAAUAUACUGCUGCUUAUGAAGACAUGAAAGACCAAAUUUAUUUCAUGCAAACAGAAACACCAACAUACGCUGUUAACAAGCAGGCUGGUGACAAUGCAAGCACGACUAAGUACAAGAAGGAAUAUGAACAGAAAAAAGCAGUCUCUGAUUACAACGUUCUCCCUGCUACAGAAAACCCCCUCCUCAGACAACUAAGAUACGCUGGCACCAUCCUGAGUGAUAAAGUAUAUAAAGAUAACUAUGAAAAAUCAAGAGGCUCAAGCAUCAACUACUGUGAUACCCCCAAGUUCCAGAUGGACAAUGUCCUCAAAAAGUUUAGUGAUGUACACUAUAAACAGAAGUAUGACACCGAGGUGAAGGGUCGCUAUAUUGGCAGUUAUGAAGAUGUUUACAUGGUUCACUGCAAAAAUGUGGAGGAGUUAAAGAGUGAAAAAAAUUAUAAAGCUGAUUACGAUGAUAUGAAGAUAAGGUGUUUCUUCCCGCAAACGAUGACACCCGAAUACGAAGCUACUAAAAAACUGGAACAGUGUAAAGACAACAAAUAUCGGCAACACCCAGAUACAGUGAAGUUUACACAAGUAAUGGACUCACCUGUCCAAGUACAAGCUGCUAUCAAUGCCAAACAGUUGAGCGAUCUGAACUACAAGGCAAAGUAUGAACAGGAUAAGUUCAAGUGUUACCUGCCCCCUGAUUACCCCUUCUUCAUCCAGUCUAGGGUUAAUGCUUAUAACCUGAGUGAUACUUGUUACAAGUUUGAAUGGGAAAAGACAAAAGCGAGAAAGUUUGAGGUGAAAGGUGACGCUAUCCCCAUCCUUGCUGCCCGUGCUCACACCAACAUAGCCAGUGACGUGAAGUACAAGAAGGAGUAUGAGAAAAACAAAGGACACAUGGUUGGGGCCCUCAGCAUCCAGGAUGACCCAAAGAUCAUGCACUCAGUCCAUGUUGCUAAGAUCCAGAGUGAGCGCGAGUAUAAAAAAGAUUAUGAGAAGUUGAAGACCAAGUAUCAUGCCCCACUGGACAUGAUGCUUGUCACGCUAGCAAAGAAGGCUCAGGCUAUUUCUAGCAUGAUUGGUUACAAGAGCGUCAUCAACCGCUACUUCCUACCACCUGACAGUGUGGCACUGGACCUUGCAAAAAAAGCCAACAUGAUCCAGAGUGACAAUGAGUACAAGUCUGAGUACAAUAACUACACCAAAGGAGCCCCGUGGAUGCCUUUUGGAUCACUGGAUGUCGAGAAAGCCAAGAAAGCUGGAGAGAUCCUAAGUGAGAAAAAAUACAGGCAACCCCCAGAUACCGUGCCGUUCACCUCUAUUGAUGACCACCCUGUCAUGCUGCAAGCUAAGGUCAACCAGCUCAUCAGGAGUGAUCUGCACUACAAGAAAGGCCUUGAGGCAAUCCUUCAAAAAUACGCCCUACCCCCUGAUGUCCCAGAAUUCCUCCAGGCCAAGUGCAAUGCCUACAAUAUCAGCAAUAAAUGUUACAAGCUGGGAUGGGAGGAUCUUAUUUCAAAGGGUUAUGAUAUGAAGGCUGAUGCCAUCCCGGUUCGUGCGGCCAAGGCUGCAAGACAUGCAGCUAGCGAUGUCCAGUACAAGAAAGAGUACAUGAAGGCCAGAGGCCACCAUGUUGGCAUCCGUAAUCUCCAGGAUGACCCUCUGCUGGUGCACUAUAUGAAUGUGGCCAAGAUACAGAGCGACAAGAACUACAAGAAGGACUAUCACAAGGCUAAGCUGAAGUACCACUCCCCUGUCGACAUGUGGAGUGUUGCACACGCUAAGAAGGCGUCUGCGGUUCAGACUUACUCAGGCUACAAACAACCUAUCCAUCACUACACACUUCUGCCAGAUGCAAUGAACCUCGAGCUGGCCCGCAACAGGAGCACUAUUGCUAGUGACUACAACUACAAGUUGGACUAUGAAAGCUACGUGAAAGGUAUAGGCUGGGUCCCCCUGGGCUCAUUAGACGUGGAGAAAGCCAAGACCGCUGCUGCUGCUCUCAAUGAGAAAAAGUACAGGCAGCAUCCGGACACCAUCAAGUUCACCAGCGUUACCAGCACCCCAGUCAUGGAGCAGGCGAAAGUGAAUGCCCUGCAGCUAAGCGACAGACUGUACAAAGCCAGUGGAGAAAAGUUCAUGCACACUUACCACCUCCCUCCAGAUACACCAGAGCUUCUGCAAGCCAGGUACAAUGCUGCCAAUGUCAGCAAGACCUAUUACACAUACGCACACAAGCAGGACCUCCUUAAAGGGCACCACGUGAAAGAGGAUGCCAUUCCAGUUGUCGCUGCCAAAUCCUCUCGGAAUAUCGCCAGCGAUUACAAGUAUAAGCUUCAAUACCAAAAGGCCAGAGGCCAUCAUGUUGGCUUCCGUAGUCUCCAGGAUGACCCUCUGCUGGUGCACUAUAUGAAUGUGGCCAAGAUCCAGAGUGACAGGCACUACAAGAAGGACUAUCACAAGGCUAAGCUGAAGUACCACUCCCCUGUCGACAUGUGGAGUGUUGUACAAGCUAAGCAGGCGUCUGCGGUUCAGACGUACACAGGCUACAAGCAGCCUCUCCACCACUACACCCUGCUCCCUGAUGCCAUGCAUAUCAAUCUCACCCGCAACAUGAUGGAGAUCCAGAGUGAUAAUGUUUACAAGUCAGACUACAACAACUUCUACAAGGGAGCAGGAUGGGUUCCCAUUGGUUCCAUGGAUGUACAGAAGGCAAAGACGGCCAGGGCUGCUCUGGAUGAGAAGGCCUACAGAACUCAUCCUAGCACACUGAAGUUCACCAGUCUCACAGACCAGAUUAACAUGGUCUUAGCCAUGAAAAACUCUAAGCAGAUCAAUCCUGCUGCUUACAAAGCUUCUGGAGAGAAAUUCAUGCACACUUACAAUUUACCAGCAGACAGCCCACAGUUUCUCCAGGCCAAAUAUAAUGCCCAGACCAUCAGUCAGAAACACUACAAAUCUCAGUGGCUCACAGAUAUUGCUAAAGGAUAUGACAUGAAACCUGAUGCUAUUUCUAUAGUAGCUGCCAAACAAGGAAGGCACAUUGCUAGCAACUUCCAAUACAAGAAAGACUAUAUGAAGGCCAGAGGCCACCAUGUUGGCUUCCGUAGUCUCCAGGAUGACCCUCUGCUGGUGCACUAUAUGAAUGUGGCCAAGAUCCAGAGUGACAGGAACUACAAGAAGGACUAUCACAAGGCUAAGCUGAAGUACCACUCCCCUGUCGACAUGUGGAGUGUUGUACAAGCUAAGCAGGCAUCUACAAUUCAGACGUACACAGGCUACAAGCAGCCUCUCCACCACUACACCCUGCUCCCUGAUGCCAUGCAUAUCGCGCUGGCUCGCAACAUGAAUACCAUCGCCAGUGAUGUUGAGUACAAGAAUGACUACAACAGCUAUGUGAAAGGCAUUGGCUGGGUGCCCAUCGGAUCGUUAGCAGUUGAAACUGCCAAGGUCGGUGGACGUAUACAGAGUGAGACGCAGUAUCGCACUCACCCCUCCAAAUACAGCCACCACAUCCCCAUGGACUGCAUGGACCUGGCUCUAGCUGCUGCCAACAACCAGAUCAUGAACAAGAAAGCAUAUACUGCUGCAUGGGACACAGACAAGCUCAAAGUACACGUGAUGCCCGACAGCCCUGAAUUUCUCCUUGCCAAGGCCAAUGCAAUAAAUAUUAGCCAGAAAUUCUAUAAAGCUGGCCUUGAGGAAUUGAAUAAGAAGGGUUAUGACCUCAAACCUGAUGCUAUUUCAAUAAAGGCGGCCAAAUCUAGCAGAGAUAUCGCCAGUAAUUACAAGUACAAACUGAAUUAUAUGAAGGCCAGAGGCCACCAUGUUGGCUUCCGUAGUCUCCAGGAUGACCCUCUGCUGGUGCACUAUAUGAAUGUGGCCAAGAUCCAGAGUGACAGGAACUACAAGAAGGACUAUCACAAGGCUAAGCUGAAGUACCACUCCCCUGUCGACAUGUGGAGUGUUGUACAAGCUAAGCAGGCAUCUACAAUUCAGACGUACACAGGCUACAAGCAGCCUCUCCACCACUACACCCUGCUCCCUGAUGCCAUGCAUAUCGCGCUGGCUCGCAACAUGAAUACCAUCGCCAGUGAUGUUGAGUACAAGAAUGACUACAACAGCUAUGUGAAAGGCAUUGGCUGGGUGCCCAUCGGAUCGUUAGCAGUUGAAACUGCCAAGGUCGGUGGACGUAUACAGAGUGAGACGCAGUAUCGCACUCACCCCUCCAAAUACAGCCACCACAUCCCCAUGGACUCCAUGGACCUGGCUCUAGCUGCUGCCAACAACCAGAUCAUGAACAAGAAAAAAUACACGGAGGCCUGGGAUAAUGACAAAACAUCAGUUCACAUCAUGCCAGAUGCAAUGGAUGUGACUCUGGCACGUCAAAACAGAGCCAAUUACAGUAUGAAAUUGUAUAAACUUGCCAGUGAACUGGCAAAGAAGAAAGGUUAUGAUAUGCGUGCUGAUGCUAUUCCAAUUCUGGCAGCCAAAGCAUCCACAGCCAUUGCCAGCAAUUAUAAAUACAAGGCUGGAUACCGUAAACAAGUUGGUCACCAUAUCGGAGCCCUCAGUAUCCGUGAUGACCCACUGCUCAUGCUAGCCUUGAACUCAGCUAAGAUUGCAAGUGAUGCCCUGUAUAAGAAGGACUUCAACCAAUCAAAGACCAAGUUUCAUCUCCCAGUGGACAUGUUGGCAUUUGAACUGGCAAAGAAAAAUCAGAUCCAAGUCAAUGAUGCCAAUUACAGAACUUACCUGCACCACUGGACUUGCCUGCCAGACUCCAAUGAUGUUGCCCAUGCCCGUCAGGUCUAUGACCUCCAGAGUGAUGCUGUGUAUAAGGCUGAUCUGAAGUGGCUACAAGGUCUGGGAUGGGUCCCCAUUGGUUCACUUGAUGUUGAGAAAGUGAAGAAGGCUGGAGAUGCUCUGAGUGAACGUUUAUAUCGUCAGCACCCAAGCAACUUCAAGUUUACAAACACGACUGAGGACAUACCUUUCGUCUUGGCUAAAGCCAACAAUAUUGUCAUGAACAAGAAAGCUUAUAUUCAAGCCUGGGAGGAUGAUAAAACCAAGGUCCACAUCAUGCCAGAUACCAUGGAGGUGGUCCUUGCAAAACAAAAUAAAGUCAACUACAGUGAGAAACAAUACAAACUUGCUAAUGAACUGGCCAAGAAGAAGGGCUAUGACAUGCGGGCUAAUGCCAUUCCUAUUCUUGCUGCAAAAGCUUCCCGGGACAUUGCUAGUGAUUACAAGUACAAGGCUGGAUAUCGUAAGCAAGUUGGUCACCACAUUGGUGCUUUGAGUAUCAAAGAUGACCCACUGCUCAUGCUGGCUUUGAACUCAGCUAAGAUUGCUAGUAAUGCCCUGUACAAGAAGGAUUUCAAUGAAUCCAAGACCAAAUUUAAUCUCCCAGUGGACAUGUUGGCAUUUGAACUGGCAAAGAAAAAUCAGAUCCAAGUCAAUGAUGCCAAUUACAGAACUUACCUGCACCACUGGACUUGCCUGCCAGACUCCAAUGAUGUUGUCCAUGCCCGUCAGGUCUAUGACCUCCAGAGUGAUGCUGUGUAUAAGGCUGAUCUGAAGUGGCUACAAGGUCUGGGAUGGGUCCCCAUUGGUUCACUUGAUGUUGAGAAAGUGAAGAAGGCUGGAGACGCUCUGAGUGAACAUUUAUAUCGUCAGCACCCAAGCAACUUCAAGUUUACAAACACGACUGAGGACAUACCUUUCGUCUUGGCUAAAGCCAACAAUAUCAUCAUGAACAAGAAAGCUUAUAUUCAAGCCUGGGAGGAUGAUAAAACCAAGGUCCACAUCAUGCCAGAUACCAUGGAGGUGGUCCUUGCAAAACAAAAUAAAGUCAACUACAGUGAGAAACAAUACAAACUUGCUAAUGAACUGGCCAAGAAGAAGGGCUAUGACAUGCGGGCUAAUGCCAUUCCUAUUCUUGCUGCAAAAGCUUCCCGGGACAUUGCUAGUGAUUACAAGUACAAGGCUGGAUAUCGUAAGCAAGUUGGUCACCACAUUGGUGCUUUGAGUAUCAAAGAUGACCCACUGCUCAUGCUGGCUUUGAACUCAGCUAAGAUUGCUAGUAAUGCCCUGUACAAGAAGGAUUUCAAUGAAUCCAAGACAAAGUUCCAUCUCCCAGCGGAUAUGUUGGCAUUUGAACUGGCAAAGAAAAAUCAGAUCCAAGUCAAUGAUGCCAAUUACAGAACUUACCUGCACCACUGGACCUGCCUGCCAGACUCCAAUGAUGUUGUCCAUGCCCGUCAGGUCUAUGACCUCCAGAGUGAUGCUGUGUAUAAGGCUGAUCUGAAGUGGCUACAAGGUCUGGGAUGGGUCCCCAUUGGUUCACUUGAUGUUGAGAAAGUGAAGAAGGCUGGAGAUGCUCUGAGUGAACGUUUAUAUCGUCAGCACCCAAGCAACUUCAAGUUUACAAACACGACUGAGGACAUACCUUUCGUCUUGGCUAAAGCCAACAAUGAUGUCAUGAACAAGAGAUCAUAUGUCCAAGCUUGGGAGAAUGAUAAGACCAAGAUUCACAUCAUGCCAGAUGCAAUUGAAGUACUUCAUGCAAAACAAAACAAAAUAAACUACAGUGAGAAACUCUAUAAGCUUGCUAAUGAGGAGGCUAAAAAGAAGGGCUAUGAUAUGCGUGCUGAUGCCAUGUCUAUCAAAGCAGCCAAGGCAUCCAGAGAUAUCGUCAGUGAUUACAAGUAUAAAGCUGGAUAUCGUAAGCAAGUUGGUCACCAUAUCGGAGCCCUCAGUAUCCGUGAUGACCCACUGCUUAUGUUGGCCCUGAACUCAGCUAGGAUUGCUAGUGAUGCCCUAUACAAGAAGGACUUCAACCAAUCAAAGACCAAGUUUCAUCUACCUGUGGAUAUGUUGGCAUUUGAACUGGCAAAGAAAAAUCAGAUCCAAGUCAACGAUGCCAAUUACAGAACUUACCUCCAUAACUGGACUUGCCUGCCAGACUCCAAUGAUGUUGUCCAUGCCCGUCAGGUCUAUGACCUCCAGAGUGAUGUGAUGUAUAAGGCUGAUCUGAAGUGGCUACAAGGCCUGGGAUGGGUUCCUAUUGGCGCAAUCGAUGUUGAGAAAGUGAAGAAAGCUGGAGAUGCUCUGAGUGAACGACUGUAUCGUCAGCACCCAAGCAACUUCAAGUUUACAAGCACAACUCAAGACAUUCCAUUGGUUUUAGCUAAAGCCAAUAAUGAAAUCAUGAACAAGAAAAAUUACAUUGGAGCUUGGGAGAGUGACAAAACUAAGAUACAUAUCAUGCCAGACACAUUGGAGGUGGUCCUUGCAAAACAGAACAAGAUUAAUUACAGUUUGAAACAAUACAAACUUGCUAAUGAAGAGGCUAAGAAGAAGGGUUAUGACAUGCGUGCUGAUGCCAUUUCUAUCAAAGCUGCCAAGGCAUCAAGAGAUAUCAUCAGUGAUUACAAGUACAAAACUGGAUACCGUAAACAAGUUGGUCACCAUAUCGGAGCCCUCAGUGUCCGUGAUGACCCCCUGAUCAUGCUGGCCUUGAACUCAGCUAAGAUUGCUAGUGAUGUCUUAUACAAGAAGGACUUCAACAAAUCAAAGACCAGGUUCCAUCUCCCAGUGGACAUGUUGUCUCUUGAGCUGGCUAAGAAAUGCCAGAUUCAAGUCAAUGAUGUCAACUAUAGAACGUACCUGCAUAACUGGAUCUGUCUGCCAGACUCCAAUGACGUCGUCCAGGCCAGGAAGGUUUAUGAUCUUCGGAGUGAUGCUGUAUAUAAAGCUGAUAUGGAAUGGAUUAGAGGAAUGGGUUGGGUUCCUAUUGGCUCUAUUGAAGUAGAAAAAGUAAAGAAAGCUGGUGAAAUCUUGAGUGACAGGAAAUACCGUCAACAUCCAAGCAACUUCACGUUUACCAGCAAAACAGACUCUGUUCCCAUGACUCUCGCCAAAGCAAAUGCUCAGGUCAUGAACCAGAGAGCUUAUGUCGAAGCUUGGAAUCAGGAUAAGCUCAACAUCCACAUCAUGCCUGACACACCAGAAAUUGUACUAAGUCGGCAAAACAAAAUCAACAGCAGCGAUAAAUAUUACCACCAGGACUACCAAGAGAAUCUAAAGAAAGGCUAUUUCCUGCCCAAAGAUGCAGUUGCAGUUGUAGCAGCCAAGGCCUCCCGGGAAAUCGUCAGUGAUUACAAGUAUAAGACUGGGUACAGAAAGCAACAAGGCCAUCACAUUGGAGCGCGAUGCGUCCAGGAUGACCCCCUGAUCAUGUUGGCCAUGAACUCAGCUAAGAUUGCUAGUGAUGCCCUGUACAAGAAGGACUUCAACAAAUCAAAGACCAAAUUCCAUCUCCCAGUGGACAUGUUAUCACUUGAGCUGGCUAAGAAAUGCCAGAUCCAAGUUAAUGAUGUCAACUACAGAACCUACCUGCAUAACUGGACCUGCCUGCCAGACUCCAAUGAUGUUGUUCAGGCCAGGAAGGUCUAUGAUCUGCGCAGUGAUACUGUGUACAAAGCUGACCUUCAGGACCUGAAGGGCAUUGGAUGGGUACCCAUUGGUUCACUGGAUGUUGUGAAAGCCAGGAAAGCAGGAGAGAUCCUCAGUGAUCGCCUCUACAGGCAGAAACCAGAAACAUUUAAAUAUACUCAAGACAUGCAGUCUAUUCCCUUGGUCCUAGCAAAGACUAAUGCUGACAUCAUGAACAAGCAUCAAUACAUUUCAGCCUGGGAAGCUGAUAAAACAAAGAUUCAUAUUAAUCCUGAUACUCCAGAAAUUCUGCUUUCUAAGGCCAAUGCUAUUACCAACAGCAGGAAAUUGUACAGGCAAGCAGUUGAGGAUAGCUUCAAGAAAGGCUAUGACCUUAAAGCUGAUGCAGUUGCCAUCAAGGCUGCCAAAGCAUCCAGGGACAUUAUUAGUGAUUACAAGUACAAGGCUGGAUAUCGUACACAACAAGGCCAUCAUAUUGGAGCUCGAUGCGUCCAGGAUGACCCCCUGAUUAUACUGGCCAUGAACUCAGUUAAGAUUGCUAGUGAUGUCUUAUACAAGAAGGACUUCAACAAAUCAAAGACCAGGUUCCAUCUCCCAGUGGACAUGUUGUCUCUUGAGCUGGCUAAGAAAUGCCAGAUUCAAGUCAAUGAUGUCAACUAUAGAACGUACCUGCAUAACUGGAUCUGUCUGCCAGACUCCAAUGACGUCGUCCAGGCCAGGAAGGUUUAUGAUCUUCGGAGUGAUGCUGUAUAUAAAGCUGAUAUGGAAUGGAUUAGAGGAAUGGGUUGGGUUCCUAUUGGCUCUAUUGAAGUAGAAAAAGUAAAGAAAGCUGGUGAAAUCUUGAGUGACAGGAAAUACCGUCAACAUCCAAGCAACUUCAAGUUUACCAGCAAAACAGACUCUGUUCCCAUGACUCUCGCCAAAGCAAAUGCUCAGGUCAUGAACCAGAGAGCAUAUGUCGAAGCUUGGAAUCAGGAUAAGCUCAACAUCCACAUCAUGCCUGACACACCAGAAAUUGUACUAAGUCGGCAAAACAAAAUCAACAGCAGCGAUAAAUAUUACCACCAGGACUACCAAGAGAAUCUAAAGAAAGGCUAUUUCCUGCCCAAAGAUGCAGUUGCAGUUGUAGCAGCCAAGGCCUCCCGGGAAAUCGUCAGUGAUUACAAGUAUAAGACUGGGUACAGAAAGCAACAAGGCCAUCACAUUGGAGCGCGAUGCGUCCAGGAUGACCCCCUGAUCAUGUUGGCCAUGAACUCAGCUAAGAUUGCUAGUGAUGCCCUGUACAAGAAGGACUUCAACAAAUCAAAGACCAAAUUCCAUCUCCCAGUGGACAUGUUAUCACUUGAGCUGGCUAAGAAAUGCCAGAUCCAAGUUAAUGAUGUCAACUACAGAACCUACCUGCAUAACUGGACCUGCCUGCCAGACUCCAAUGAUGUUGUCCAGGCCAGGAAGGUCUAUGAUCUGCGUAGUGAUGCUGUGUAUAAGGCUGAUAUGGAGUGGCUCCGUGGAUGUGGCUGGAUGCCACAUGGUUCUGUUGAGGUUCUGAAAGUUCAGAAUGCCCAGAAAAUCCUCAAUGACAGGCUAUAUAGGCAGCACCCCAGCAAAGUCCCGUUCACCAGUGCAGUGGAUUUGCCUGUCAUUGUCCUGGCCAAACAAAAUGCUGAUAUCCUCAGUGACAGGAAAUACAGACAGGCUUGGGACCAAGACAAAACUUCUAUCCACAUGCAACCGGAUACACCAUUAAUUGAGCUGUCCAGGGCCAACGCUAUUACCUUCAGCAAUAAAAUGUACACUAAAGACUGGGAUUCAGAGAAGGCAAGAGCUUACCAGAUCAAAGAGGACGCUGUUGCUGUUUUGAAGGCAAAAGCUUCUAGAGAAAUUGCUAGUGAUUACAAGUACAAGACAGGCUAUCGUAAGCAGCUUGGCCAUCACAUUGGAGCGCGAUGCGUCCAGGAUGACCCCCUGAUCAUGUUGGCCAUGAACUCAGCUAAGAUUGCUAGUGAUGUCCUGUACAAGAAAAACUUCAAUCAGUCAAAGACCAAAUUCCAUCUCCCAGUGGAUCUGCUAGCCAUUGAGCUGGCUAAGAAAUGCCAGAUCCAAGUCAAUGAUGCCAAUUACAGAACUUACCUGCAUAACUGGACCUGCCUGCCAGACUCCAAUGAUGUCGUCCAGGCCAAGAAGGCCUAUGACCUCCGCAGUGAUGCUGUGUAUAAAGCAGACCUGGAGUGGCUGAAAGGAUGUGGUUGGAGCCCCCAUGAAUCUAUUGAUGUUGCUAAGGUGAAAAAUGCCCAAAAGAUCCUGACUGAUAGAGGCUAUCGUGUGAAGCUGGAUGAGCAGAGCUACACUGUUCCCGGCGACAGGGUGGACUUAGUGUGUGCCAAGAAAGCUGCUCAAGUGCUUGAUGAGGCAAGCUACCGUCAGGCUUGGCACAAUGAUAAGGUCAAAUACACAAUGCUAGACACCCUACUUCUGGCAAAAGCACGGGAGGUGGCCAAGCAUAUUCACCCAAAACUGUACACCAAGGACUGGGAGAAGACCAAGGCUACGUCAUACCUUAUGCCUGCAGAUGCUGUCCCCAUUAAACAAAGUGUCAGCACCACUAAUCUCCAGAGUAAAUACAAGUACUUGGAGGCUUAUCGUAGGCAACUUGGCCAUCACAUUGGAGCCCGAUGCGUCCAAGAUGACCCCCUGAUUAUACUGGCCAUGAACUCAGCUAAGAUUGCUAGUGAUGCCCUGUACAAGAAGGACUUCAACAAAUCAAAAACCAAGUUCAACCUCCCAGUGGACAUGUUGUCUCUCGAGCUGGCUAAGAAAUGCCAGAUCCAAGUCAAUGAUGUCAACUACAGAACUUACCUGCAUAACUGGACCUGCCUGCCAGACUCCAAUGAUGUCGUCCAGGCCAGGAAGGCCUAUGAUCUGCGCAGUGAUAAUGUGUACAAGGCAGAUAUGGAAUGGAUCCGUGGCUGUGGAUGGAUGGCAGCUGACUCUGUUGAUCAUGUGAAAGUGAGAAAAGCCCAGCAGGUCCUUAACGAUAGACUUUACAAGAAAGAUGCCAAGGAAAAUUUCAGCAGGUUCACCAAUGUUGUGGAUCGCCCUGAAGUUGUCUUGGCCAAGGUUAAUGCGUACAACCUCAGCGAUCUGAAGUAUAAAGAAUCAUUUAAUUUGGAGAAGGGCCACUACAUUGGAUCUGAUGAUACACCACAGCUGGCCCACUCUCGAGAGGUCGCAAAGAUCACCAGUGAGAAACUGUACAGACUUGGCUGGGAUGAAUCCAAGGCCACUGGCUAUCAGCUGGACCACGAAUACCUCCCACUUACUGUAGCAAAGAGAACCAAAGACGUAGUCAGUGAUCGUAAGUACCAUGAUGCCCAUGAGAAAGCGAAGGGACACUACAUGGCUAACACUCUGGUUGACUUCCCAGAGGUCAUCCAUGCUGGUAACAUGGAAAAGAUGAAAAAUUUGAGAGACUACCAGAAGGACUACCAUGUGACCAAGACUAAACUCCACAUUCCUGCUGAUAUGAUUAGCCAUGUGGUUGCCAAGAGAUGCCAAGACAUCCUGAGUGAUGUGCUGUACCGCACCCACCUACAUCAAUGGACAUGCCACCCUGACCAGGAUGAUGUUAUCCAUGCCCGCAGGGCCAAUGAGAUCCUGAGUGAUGUCUUCUACAAAGAGGACUUGACCUGGAUGAAGGGUAUUGGCUGCUAUGCCUGGGACACACCUGAAAUUCUUCGUGCAAAGAAGUCUUAUGAACUUCAGAGUGACAUUAAGUACAAGGAAGAAGGCAAGAAAGGAUUCAGUAACUUCUCCAUUGUCACAGACACCCCAGUGUAUGUGACAGCUGUGCUGGGCCACACCUGGGCCAGUGAGCUGAACUACAGGGAAGCUUACCACAAAGAGAAGCACAUGUACACUCCAGUUCUGGACAACAUUGACUAUAUAAGAUGCUGUAACCUGAAGCAGCUCUACAGCACGAAAGCAUAUUCCGCCGUGUGGGAUAGGAUUAAGGCCAAGAGCUACAGCGUUCCCCAUGACUCGCACGAGCUGGUUCAUGCGAAGCAGCAGAAGGUCACACUGAGCAAAGUGAAAUACAAGGAGGAUUAUGAGAAGUUUAAGGCACUCUACACCCUACCUAAGUGCUUGGAAGAUGACCCAGCAACUGCUAGGUGCAUCAAGGCUGGAAAACUCAACCUGGAUCGUCUGUACAGGGAGAACUGGGAAAAGACCAAAGCAAAAAUCCAUGUUCCUCAUGACAUGCUGGAAGUGGUAGCUGCCCGCACCACCCAGAAAAUGAUCAGUAACGUCGAUUAUCGUAAAUACCUGCACGAGUGGAUCUGCUUGCCUGACUUGCGGGUCAAUGUGCAUGCUCGCAAAGUCAACGAGCAGCUGAGUGAUGUCUUCUACAAAGAUGACAUAAACUAUCUGAAGGGCAUUGGUUGCUAUGUCUGGGACACUCCUGAGAUUCUGCGCUGCAAGCAAAACAUGAAGCUGCAGAGUGAGAAUCUAUACAGAGCUAAGGGACUCCAGCACUUCAAGGACUACUCUGUGGUAAUGGACACUCCUAUAUAUGCGGCCUGCAAGAAAAGCGCUAAGAACCUGAGUGAGCUCAACUACCGCAGCGACUAUGAAGCCAACAUAAAGGGUAAAAACACAGCCCCUGCUGUGACUGUUGACACAGAAAGAGUUCGUUUGGCCAAUUUCGUCCAGAGUAAUUAUAUUUACAAAGAGGCCAACAAGAAGUCUAUGCCCACUGGAUACAGUCUUCCUUAUGACACCCCACUUGCAUUGCAGGCCAAAGCCAACAGUGUCAUAACCAGCAAUGUCAAGUACAAGGAAGCAUAUGAACUCAUGAAGGCCAAGAAUUACCAAUUGGACCCUAAUGGUGUCAAUUUUGUCAACGUCAGAAAGACUAACCAGAUCAUCAACCAGCGUCUGUAUAGAGAACAGUAUGAGAAGGGAAAAGACAAGGUUCAUUCUGUGUAUGACACCCCUGAGAUCAAACAGGUUAAGGCUACCCAGGAAGCCAUCAGUGAUGUGUGUUACAAAGAGAAAUACUACAGCAGCAGAGGAACCCUGCUGCCCAUGCCGAUCACCCCAGAGCUCCUGCACUAUGCCCAUGUGAACCAAAUCAACAGUGAAUUGAAAUACAAAGAAGACCUGCACUGGCUCAGAGGCCUCGGCUGCUUUGUGUUUGACUCUCCUGAGAUGGUCCGCAUCCGUGAUAUCAACAAAUUUAGGUCUUCCUAUAAUAUUGAUGCCAGGAAGAACUUUGCCAACUUCUCUGUAGUACUGGAUACACCGGAGUACAAGCGCAUAUCUGAGCUGAAGACUCACAUAAGCAACCUGGUAUACAAAGCUGAUGGCAAUGUACAGAAGACCAAGUGCACCAGUACUGCAGAUGCCAUAGACUUCAAGAGGGCCAAGUGGGCCCAGACCCUUACCAACAAGUGGCUGUACACUGACCUGGCCUCCAAAGAGAGAGCAUUCUACACCCCAGAGCUUAAUACACCCAUCAUACGUCAUGCCAGGUCUAUGAAAGUGGUAUAUAGUGAGAAAAAGUACAAAGAACAGUAUGAGAAGAUGAAGCACAGGUACACUCCCGUCCAUGACACACCGCUCCUAGUCCGUGCCAAAAAGGCCUAUUUUAAUUCCAGUGAUCUGCGCUACAAAGAAACCUUUGAGCAGGCAAAGGGACACUACCACACUGUUAAAGAUGCACUGGACAUUGUCUGUGCCAAGAGGGUCAGGGAUGACAUCAGCGAGGUUAAGUACAGAGAGAAGUACAUUGAUAGCCUGGGCACAUGGAAGUCCAUCCCAGACCGCCCUGAGUUCUUCCACAGCAAGACUGUGAGAGACCAAGCCAGUGAUGUCAAAUACAAAGAGGACCUAGACUGGAUGAAGGGCAUUGGCUGCUAUGUGUGGGACACACCUGAUAUGGUGCACGCUGGGCAAAACAAGAUUCUCUACAGUGAGAGGCACUACAAAGCAUCAUAUGAGAAGAACAGGGGUAACUUCAAGUACACGUGCGACACACCCUACUUUGCGGCCAUCCGAAGUGCUUCUGCCCUCACCAAUGAUGUCAGGUAUAGGCGUAGGGCCAAAGAGCUGCUCAAGAGCGGCUGCAAAGAGCUGCUCCGCCCUGACAUCCUCAACGCCAUGUACAACUCCAGCAUGUGGAGUAAGUGGAAGUACAGGGAGCAGUAUGAGCGUGUCAAGUCGAAGUACACAGCAGUGCUGGACACUCCCGAGCACCAGGUCCACAAGCGCCGCAAGCAGAUCAGUGACAUCAUCUACAAGAUGGAGUAUAACAAGAACAAGGCUAGAGGCUACACCCUGGGCCUUGACACCCCUCUCAAUCUCCACAUGAAGAAGGUCAAGGACAUCAUCAGUACUCUGAAAUACAAGGAACUGUACGAAAAAAAUAAAGCUCAGAUUAACAUGGCUCCCGAUGCUUAUGAGAUCCGAGCUGCCAAAGAGGCUUAUAAGAACAUCAGCCAUCUCGACUACAAAAAGAAGUAUGAGGCCACCAAGAAUAAGUGGAUUUGGACUGCUGACAGACCUGACUUUGUCCACGCGGCCAAGGUCAACUUCCAGCAGAGUGAUGUUGAGUACAAGUAUGACAAGGAGAUGCUGAAAGGCUGUGUGAUGCCUGUCACAGAUGAUAAGUACACACUCCUGGCUAAGAAGAACACGGAGCUUGCCAGUGAUGUGAAAUACAAGCAGAAGUAUAAAGAGACCAAGGGCCAGUGCCUGGCUGUGCUGGACACCCCUCAGAUCCUCCACGCUAAAUCAGUCUCUUCCCUGGUUUCUGAGAGCAAAUACAAACAGGCUGGAAAGGAGCAUCUCCAUUCUGGCUCCUUCACCACCAUGGCCCAAACACGCGACACUGCCCACAGCAGGGAGGUUGGCAAAAUCACAAGCAAUAAACUGUACAAGGAGAAGUUUGAGAAGGAAAGAGGCAAGUCCGUGUACAACCUUAUGACUACCCCCCCCGAGGUGCAGCAUGCCAUGGAAGUGGCCAAGAACCAGAGCAAUAUCAACUAUAAACAGGAGGCAAAGGCCAAACUCCACUACACUCCCGUUGCUGACCGUCCGGACAUCAGGAAGGCUACCCAAGCCGCCAAGCUCAUCAGCGAGAUUGGUUACCGUGACAAAGCUCGUCAGGAGGCCAGCCGUGGAGGGUCACUGGUCAGCCGCCCUGACAUCACCUUGGCAACCGAAGUGUCCAAGCUUACCAGUCAGUUGAAGUACAAGGAGAAGUUUGACAAGGAGAUGAAAGGAAAGAAGCCACAGUAUGACCUGAAGGAAAGCAAGAUUUAUCAGACUCUGAAGGACGCCAGCACACUUGCAAGUGAGGUGAAGUACAAGGGUGACCUGAAGAAGAUCCAUAAGCCUGUGACCGACAUGGCUGAGUCUCUGGCCAUGCAGCACAACCUGUGCACCAGCAAGCUGGCCAGUAGUUACCAGUACAGGAAGAAAUUUGAGGAGAGUAAAGGUCACUACCACAUGAUUCCCGACACACCUGAGCAGCUUCACCUCAAAGAAGCCUCUGACCUGCAAAGUCAUGUGAAGUAUAAGGAGAAAUAUGAGAAGGAAAGAGGAAAAGCCAUGCUGGACUUCGAGACUCCCACUUAUGUGUCUGCCAAGGAAGCGCAGCAUAUGCAGAGCCAGAAAGACUAUAAGAGGGACUUUGAGGAGUACAUGAAAGGCAAGAACCUGUCAGGCUUGGAAGUCACCCCUGCCAUGAUACAUGUCAGACAUGCCACCAAAAUCGCUAGUGAGAAAGAGUAUAGGAGGGAUCUAGAGGAAGGGGUGAAGGGUAAAGGGCUUACAGUGCUGGAGGAAACUCCUGAAUUACUGAGAGCAAAGAAUGCUACUCAGAUCCUGAAUGAGAGAGAGUAUAAGAAGGCAUUGGAGCAAGAGAUAAAGGGCAAAGGAAUGUUGGCUUUGGCUACUGACACCCCAGACUUCAUGAGGGCAAGAAACGCCACAGAAAUCCUCAGCCAGGCCAAAUACAAGCAGAACGCUGAGCACGACAGAGGCUCUUACACCACUGUGAUCGAUACUCCUGAUAUCAUUCAUGCUCAGCAGAUCAGAAACAUUGUGAGCCAGAAAAAGUAUAAGGAGGAGGCAGAGAAGACUAUGUCUCACUAUGUUCCUGUGCUGGACACACCUGAGAUGCAGAGAGUGCGCGAGAACCAGAAGAACUUCAGCACUCUUCAGUACCAGACUGACCUUAAACACAGUAAGGGUAAAGUGUCAGCAGUAAUGGACACCCCUGAAAUGCUACGCGUUAAAGAAAAUACAAAGAAUUUCAGCUUGAUUCAGUACAAGGAGGGUUUGGGAGGAGGAACUGCUAUUGCAGACACACCUGAGAUGGAGAGAGUUAAACGCAAUCAGGAGGCUAUCAGCACGAUCAAAUACAAGGACAAGCUUGGUCAAGGCAUAUCUAUACCAGACCUGCCUGAAGUGAAACGUGUGCAGGACUGUCAGAAGAAGAUCAGCUUGAUUCAUUACAAGGAAGAUUUAGGAGGCGGAACUGCUGUGUCAGAAACACCAGAGAUGGAGAGAGUUAGACGCAAUCAGCAAAAUAUUAGCACGAUAAAGUACAAACACUCACUGGGACGAGGCACAGCUAUACCGGACCUCCCCGAGGUGAAGCGAGUCCGAGAGACUCAGAAGAACAUCAGCUCGGUUUUGUAUAAAGAUACCUCUGUCAGAGGAACUCCUGUGGUAUUCACUCCAGAGAUGGAGCGGGUCAAACGGAACCAAGAAAACAUUAGCUCGGUGCUGUACUCGGACAGCUUCCGCAAACAGGUGCAGGGCAAGGCAGCCUUCGUGCUGGACACUCCUGAAAUGAGACGUGUAAAAGAGACCCAGCGCAUCAUUUCUGGGGUGAGGUACCAUGAGGACUUUGAAAAGAGCAAAGGUAGCUUCAUCCCCACCACCACUGACCUUGUGACUGAGCGUGUGAAGAGGAACAUGCAGGACUUCAGUGACAUCAGCUAUCGCGGAAUUCAGAGGCGUGUUGUGGAGAUGGAGAGGAGACGCACCAUAGAACACGAUCAGGAGACCAUCACUGACCUGCGUGUAUGGCGCACAAACCCUGGCUCAGUCUUUGACUAUGACCCUGCUGAGGACAAUAUCCAGUCGAGAAGUCUCCACAUGUUAUCAGUUCAGGCACAGCGUCGCAGUAAAGAGCACUCCCGCUCCACCAGCGCCUUGAGCGGUGUUGGGGACGAGAAGUCUGAGGCGUCUGGGAAUGUCGAGCACCACAUGUCCCUUUACAGCAACGGAUUCCCUACUUCUUCCAUAGGCUACCAGCAUGCUAAGACUGUUGAGCUCCAGCAAAGAUCCUCUUCUGUGGCUACCCAGCAGACUACUGUGUCCUCUGUGCCAUCUCACCCCUCCACCACUGGAAAAACUGUACGUGCUAUGUAUGACUAUACUGCUGCUGAUAGCGAUGAGGUGUCCUUCAAGGAUGGAGACGUCAUUGUGAACGUGCAGUCCAUUGACGAGGGCUGGAUGUACGGCACCGUGCAGCGUACUGGGAAGACUGGCAUGUUGCCAGCCAACUACGUUGAGGUAGUCUAAAAACAAGCAGAAGUAAUGACAUCCACUGGGCUAAAGCUCUCAGGCACCUGGAGCAAAGCUUGUUCAUGUGUAUUUUAUGUUAGGAUUAGAAUAUGCCUAGUGUUUGUCUGCAUAAAAAGUGUAAUUUUGUUCAUGCCCACGUCACCCCAUCAGCGGCUGUGACCUGAGAAACUGACUAACAUUAUACAGUGCUUAACUGUUUGAUAGACCAUUGUAUUUAUCUUUAUGUUUCAAAACUACUGUAACAGUAAAUGAAAACCAAUUUUAUGGAAGGCUUCCCUGGAGUUUCCAGUGAUGAAACCUUUGCAAAAAAAGAGAUGGGUUUAUUGUCUGUAAAACUUUUCUGUAAUGGAAUCGGCAUAGUCAGUGUUUAAUAAACAUCAAAUAAACAAAUGCCAAAAAAGAAGUGUCAAAAAAAUCAAAUGCAAAUUAAGAGAAAAAAUAUAUAUAUUUGAACUUGCAAACCUUGAGGAGAUAACACUUCCUCAAAUACUGAAGACGUAUAAGAAACAAGCCUCUUCCCUCCUUUGGUGAAGGCUGGUCACAAGUUGCAUGUGUGUUCCGAUUCCCCAGGUCUAGGGUUAGAGUCAUAUACUGUGACUCAGUAGCUAAUAAAGCACACCACAGUUCUGCAGUAAAA
Electrophorus electricus (electric eel) is the source of this 19777-nucleotide messenger RNA. It is a transcript of the gene neb, whose product is annotated as nebulin. Gene Ontology annotation, cellular component: Z disc. Gene Ontology annotation, biological process: cardiac muscle thin filament assembly. The record is from RefSeq and is a predicted model, not a curated record. Gene Ontology annotation, molecular function: actin filament binding. Lineage: Eukaryota; Metazoa; Chordata; Actinopteri; Gymnotiformes; Gymnotidae.